GUUGGGGCUUCCGCGGCACUGGGGGGAGAGUGAGGGAGAAGAAGAAGAGGACGAGAAAGAGGAGGAGGAGGAAAGAAGAGUUGGAAAACGGAAGACGAAGAACGCAGAGAGAGAGAGCGAGAGAGAGAGAUCGAGAGAGAGUGGAAGUCAGGAGAGCAAGUGCUACAUUUGUGUUGUGGUUGGUGCUGCUUGCUUGCAUCAGGCAAUCAGCAUUCCCCGCAUUCCCUUCCCCUUUCCUUUCAUGGAUUGGUGGGGCUCAGUGCUCCCCCGACUCCCCCCAAGAUGAGCUUGCUCUCCAUUCUAUCGCCAUCGUGACCACGCUCUCAGGAUUCGGAUUCAUAUGCUCAUGCGUCUCCCUUCCCCUGUCCAGAUUUGUUGUCGUUUUUAGGCUGUGCUUAGGGGUUUGUAAAUUCCUAGUUCGGAGAGGCAGCUCUCCCUGUUGCCUCACCUGGGAUUAAUCCAUUUUGGCCAUGGCGAGUUUCUCCUCGUCGCUGCUGUGGACCACCAGGCUGCCCUUGCAUUGCCCGCCACUGUCGUCCUCGCAUAACUCCCUGCUUCUGCUGCGCUUUCGCGCUCCAUCAGCUCGGUUGGGACGCCUGCCUGCCGCUGGUUGGAGAAUUGGUGGAAGUAGGGAGAGGAGCGGGUGCAAUGGGAACUUUUCGCGCUGUUUCUCGACUGGGCGGCCCACGUUCCGAGUUUCUGCUUCGAGCGAGAAUCUGCCUCCUAUGGAACUCGGAAAGAAUUUCGAUUUCGCAAGUGAAGAGCGGCUGUAUAAUUGGUGGGAGUCACAGGGGUACUUCAAACCUGAUGCAACUGCCGCAGGAGAGCCUUUCGUUAUACCAAUGCCGCCUCCCAAUGUGACGGGUGCUCUUCACAUGGGCCAUGCCAUGUUUGUAACGCUAGAGGAUAUCAUGGCAAGGUUCUGGCGGAUGAGAGGCAGGCCUACACUGUGGAUGCCUGGCACUGACCAUGCUGGCAUUGCUACCCAGCUAGUGGUGGAAAAAAUGCUUACUGCUCAAGGAAUCAAAAGAACUGAGCUUGGUCGCGAAGCAUUUGUCGAACGGGUCUGGGAGUGGAAAGAGAAAUAUGGUGGAACAAUAACCAACCAAAUGCGAAGGUUAGGAGCAUCAUGUGAUUGGAGUCGCGAGCACUUUACUCUUGACGAUCAACUUAGUGCUGCGGUGUUGGAGGCUUUUUGCCGUCUACAUGAGAAGGGUCUCAUCUAUCGCGGUAGUUACAUGGUGAACUGGUCGCCACACCUGCAAACAGCUGUGUCAGAUCUGGAAGUUGAAUAUUCCGAGGAACCUGGCAAACUUUAUUACUUCAAGUAUCCGGUGGCUGGGGGUUCCAGUGAAGAUUAUCUGCCGGUGGCCACAACAAGACCCGAGACGUUGUUAGGAGAUACUGCUGUAGCAGUGAACCCUGAGGACGAGCGCUAUCAGAAGUAUAUAGGCAAAAUGGCAGUUGUGCCUCUUAGCGGAGGGCGCGAGGUCCCAAUCAUAGCAGAUGAGUAUGUAGACAAGGAUUUUGGAACUGGAGCAUUGAAAAUUACCCCUGGGCAUGAUCCCAAUGAUUACGCUAUAGGCAAGAAGUUGGGGCUUCCGUUUAUCAAUAUAUUUAACAAAGAUGCCACAUUGAAUGAGAAUGCGGGAGCUUAUUGUGGUAUGGACAGGUUUGAAGCAAGAACGAAGCUUUGGGAGGAUUUGGAGAAAUCUGGACUUGCUAUUAAAGCAGAGCCGUAUACUUUGCGGGUUCCUCGAUCUCAACGAGGUGGUGAGGUGGUGGAGCCUUUAGUAAGUAAGCAAUGGUUCGUUAUAAUGCAGCCACUAGCUGACAAAGCUCUUAAGGCUCUCGAAGAUGGAGAGCUUCGCAUUAUCCCUGACAGAUUUGAGAAGAUUUACAACUUCUGGCUUUCGAAUAUUAAGGACUGGUGUGUGAGUCGGCAACUCUGGUGGGGUCAUCGUAUCCCAGUCUGGUAUGUAGAAGGCAGCGAUGAGUCAGACUAUAUAGUAGCCCGCAGCGAAGAAGAUGCAUACAAGGCUGCUCGGGCGAAGCAUGGGGAGGAUGUGAAACUUACUCAAGAAUCUGAUGUUCUUGACACAUGGUUUUCUAGUGGUCUGUGGCCUUUCAGUACCUUAGGAUGGCCAAAUACUUCUGCGGAUGAUUAUCAGCGAUUUUACCCCACAGCAGUGUUGGAGACUGGGCAUGAUAUCCUCUUCUUUUGGGUGGCAAGAAUGAUCAUGAUGGGUAUUGAAUUCACUGGGAAGUUGCCCUUUUCAACUGUUUAUCUUCAUGGACUUGUCCGUGAUGCUCAGGGUCGUAAAAUGUCAAAAUCGCUAGGCAACGUAAUUGACCCCUUGGACACCAUCGAGGAGUACGGUACUGAUGCGCUCCGUUUCACACUGGCCACUGGCACUACCCCUGGUCAGGACGUAAAUCUUUCAAUGGAGAGGUUGACAUCCAACAAAGCUUUCACCAACAAGUUGUGGAAUGCUGGAAAAUUUAUUUUACUCAACUUGCCACCAACAUCUGACACAUCCGCAUGGGAGCACAUCCGAGAGCAUGAGUUUGAUACCGAAGCAGGAGUGGCUAGCCUCCCUUUAUCCGAGCGCUGGGUGGUGUCAAAGCUGCAUGAGCUAGUUGACUCUGUCACUACUGACUACGAGAAGUAUUUUUUUAACGAAGCUGGAAGGGCCAUCUACGAUUUCUUCUGGAGUGAUUUUGCUGAUUGGUACAUUGAAGCAAGUAAAACUAGACUCUACAAGAACGAGGAUGUAACGUCCUUGUCAAGGACUCGGGCGGUUCUAUCUUAUGUGUUUGAAACCGUGUUGAGAUUGCUUCACCCCUUUAUGCCGUUUGUCACUGAAGAGCUUUGGCAGGGUAUGCCGCAUGAAGGUGUAGCUCUAAUUGUGUCAUCAUGGCCUAAUCGUGGCCGUCCUAAAGAUUUGAAGGCUUUACAAGACUUCGAUUCCUUGCAGUCUCUGGUGCGUAGCAUCAGGAACGCUCGAGCUGAAUACUCUGUGGAACCAGCCAAGCGCAUCUCCGCAUUUAUUGUAGCCAGCUCUGCAAAUCAGACUUUCAUCGAGGAAGAAAAGGCUGUACUGGUGAUGCUUUCAAGGCUUGACCCUGACAGUGUUAACGUAGUCUCUUCGCCUCCAGGGAAUGCAGAUCAAGCUGUCCAUCUGGUGAUUGCGGAAGGUUUAGAAGCUUACUUACCAUUAGCUGACUUGGUAGACAUCGGGAAAGAAGUCGAACGUCUAAAGAAACAAGCCGCGAAAUUGCAGACUGAUUACGAUUCAAGCAUGAAGCGGCUUUCUUCCAGCAAAUUUGUGGAGAAAGCGCCUGCAGCAGUAGUGCAAGGUGUAAGGGAACAAGCAAAGGAAGCACAAGAGAAACUCAAUAUUAUAAACUCACGACUUGAGCUCUUAAACUCUAUGGCUGUUAGCUCCUCGCAAUAAGGAAAUCAUUUAUUCUCAUUCAUCUUAGAAUCUGAAUUCCAUAAUAUAUUCUGUUAGGGACUGAUGUACAACUUCAAAAUAUUUGUUUCCACGCACAUUUCAGUGUGUUCCCUUGUCACUAUUAGUGCACACUGAAGUUUGCACCAUGUCAUUAUUUGUCUGACUCAAGUCAGAUUUCGGUUUUUAGGGAAGGAAUUCGCUACCGAAACUUUGCAAAUAGAGGGCAGAGUACGUUUUGUGUCCAGGA
This is a messenger RNA of Physcomitrium patens, 3705 nucleotides long. RefSeq names its product valine--tRNA ligase, chloroplastic/mitochondrial 2. The record is from RefSeq and is a predicted model, not a curated record. Gene Ontology annotation, biological process: valyl-tRNA aminoacylation. Gene Ontology annotation, cellular component: cytosol; cytoplasm. Lineage: Eukaryota; Viridiplantae; Streptophyta; Bryopsida; Funariales; Funariaceae. Gene Ontology annotation, molecular function: ATP binding; valine-tRNA ligase activity; aminoacyl-tRNA deacylase activity.